AUGCUUAUCAUGUUAAAAAGUAUAUAUAUAUAUAUAUAUUAUUUCUCGUCCUCAGGAUUCUCCAAUUCCUUUUUCCUCAACGUACUCCAAGAAAAUGGCAAGUUUAAUAAGGUUUUCCCAAAUCCUCUGCCUGUCCUUCAUGUUGUUAUGGUUUCGAGUCCAAAGCUCCUCACCUUCUCAAUCUUCUCUCGAUUCAUCACCACAUUUCUACCGUCCUGAAGAGCGUUCUGCAUUGCUUGAUUUCAAAAGCACUACUAAAUCUUGUGAUUCUCUUCCUAAGAUACAAACUUGGAACGAGAGUGAAGACUGCUGCUUGUGGGAGGGCAUCACAUGCGACAAGAUGAAAGGUCACGUGAUUGGCCUUGAUCUCAGCUGGAAUUGUCUUGAAGCCAAUCUAACUACAAAUAGUAGUCUCUUCCGCCUUGAGAAAUUGCAGACCCUCAACCAUGCUUUCAACUCUUUUAGCUACCCCAAUCUCUCUUUUGGGUUCAACCGUUGGAAGAGUUUGACAUAUCUUAAUCUUGCAGUGAGGGGAUUCACCGUAAUAGACAUCAUCAAAUCUCAAUUAGAGAAUCUAUGCCCUGGCGUCGUCUCCUGUGCUAAUAUAUUAGCUGUCGCUGCUUGUGACUCCGUUGUUGCUGUAAGAAAGAAACAACAAUGAACAUUAGUUCUAUGUUUUGUAAUCUAAUAUUAAUAAAAGUUUCAAGUUUUC
This is a messenger RNA of Rubroshorea leprosula, 712 nucleotides long. Lineage: Eukaryota; Viridiplantae; Streptophyta; Magnoliopsida; Malvales; Dipterocarpaceae. The record is from the annotation of a GenBank genome assembly.